CUCCCGAGACGUGCUUACUAAAUUUACCCACUAACCAAGGAUGAAGGAGGAAGGAAUGUUUCAAGGAUGGACCCCAAACAUCCGCCGGCACUCGCCAAUGCCUUUGGACUUGGGCCACCUCACGCACAUCUUCACCUGCAGCGAUCCGAAGGCCAUCGAAGUGCCUCCCUACAAUGCAUUACCCAAAACAAAAACUAUUUCCCACGAUAAAGAGGAUAAAGAGGAGGAUGUGAUCACCCGCAUCCUGGGCGACUUUGGAUCAUGGCAGCUGCGCUCGCUGCUCAUCCUGUUCCUCUGCAAGAUCCCCGCCGCCUGGUUCAUGGCCUGCAUCCUGUUCACAGCUCCCGAUCUUUAUCCCGAGGAGGAGUACACCUGCGACACGAGUGCCUUCGGUCCGGCGGACAACUCCACUGUAUCGCUGGACCAGUGCUAUGUGAUGGUCUACUAUGGCGACUCUGGUUAUGCCAUGCGCCAGUGCAGGAAGUUCCUCUACACCACGGGCUUCCACUCCCUGACCAUGGAGUUCGAUCUGGUCUGCCUGUGCGACUUCUUUGUGGCCUGGUCGCAGUACUGGCACCUCUUCGGAUUGCUCAUCGGCGGAGUGGCGGCCUCGAAGUUGAUGCGUGUUUUGAGUCCGAGGCAGAUUUAUGGAACAGGCAUCUGGUGCCUCUUGAUGUGCAGCCUGCUGAUGGGUUUGGUCAAGGAUUUUAGUCUACACUGCGGACUCCGUUGUUUGGCAGCUGUUUCCUGCUGCUUCAUGAUCACCUCGGGACACUCUAUUUUUAGUGACAUAACAGCAGGUAAAUAUCGCUUGGGAGCUCUCUUACUGUACGAUUGCUUCUGGGCUCUUGGUCUGAUCCUUCUCCCUGGACUGGCUCACGGUGCACCCAGUUGGCAGCACAUAUACAUAGGUGUAACCCUCUCCCUCUUGGUGGUUGUCUUCCUGCUGCCCUGGACUCCUGACUCACCUCGCUGGCAACUGCAGCAUACGAAGGAUACCCAACUUGCAGUCGAGCGAACAGUGGGAAUCCUACUGGAAGCAGCCCGCACCAAUGGAUCCCUCGAUAAGGUGUCCAAGGAGUUGCCCCAACAGUUGGGUGAGCUGAGGGAGAGGCUGCUAGAACAAAAACCAACAGUGAGUUGGAUGCACCUGUGGAUGGGUCAGCGGAGGAGCAGCUUCCACUUGGUGGCCGUGCACAUGGCACUGGCCACUUUUAUGGUGGUGAACACUGGGUUGCUGCUCCACGUGCGAUCCUUCGGCAGAGAGCACCUGGUGUCCAACACCCUGGCUAUGGGACUGGCAGAGAUGUCGGGAUGUUUCCUGGCCCUGCACCUCACCUUCAACCAGAGCGAACGCAAGUGGCAGUGGGCAGGAGGAUUUGCCAUGGUGGUUGGGUGCAUCGGUAGCAUCUGCUUGCUCCUCGCCCAGCAGGAUGUUCCGGAGGUUUAUGGCCUCACGCUGGGUCUUCUGAUGGCUUCGUUGCCCCAGGCAGCCGUCGCCUGUGCCCAGUCCAUGAUCCUGGCCUGCAUGGGUGAGCUGGUGCCACCGGAGCAGCGCCACUGCCUCUCCUUCUCGGCCGCCACCUUUGCGAGGGUGUGGCAGCUCUCCGCCUCCUUUCUCACGCUCCUCCGGCAGGUUAACCCCGCCUUCUCGCUGUCCGCCUUCUGUCUGCUGGUCAUCCUGGGCGGGAUCUGCACAAGUUGCCUCUCCACUCCGAACAAGGAGCAGGAACAGGAACAGAAACAGGAGCUGGAAGGAGCCGCCGGGCACAGGAAGCCACAGCUAAUAGCGUAUACGUAAUUACGUAUACGCAGGGACUUAGUUGCUAAGCUAGUUUUAGUGUCCGUCAAGUAUUCGCCAUCAGUAUUCGAAUUUAGCUUGUUAGGCAUUCGCUCCUCGCGAAUCGAGAACUUAUAUUGGGUUGCAUACUUUUGGGAAUUAUUCAAAAGCAACGCAUCUACUGAAAUUUGUAAAAAUACAACCAUUAAUACACUUUACUUUACAAAUUAUGCCUAAUGUUAUUUCUUG
Messenger RNA from Drosophila ficusphila, 2029 nucleotides. Its product is annotated as solute carrier family 22 member 13. The record is from RefSeq and is a predicted model, not a curated record. The transcript is spliced from 2 exons. NCBI's taxonomy places the organism in Eukaryota, Metazoa, Arthropoda, Insecta, Diptera, Drosophilidae. Bases 41 to 1801 code for a protein of 586 amino acids. Gene Ontology annotation, biological process: transmembrane transport. Gene Ontology annotation, molecular function: transmembrane transporter activity.